Molecule: messenger RNA, 1332 nt
Organism: Zea mays
Lineage: Eukaryota; Viridiplantae; Streptophyta; Magnoliopsida; Poales; Poaceae
Source: RefSeq, marked predicted
CUGCUCUACCGAGCAGCUCGCCCAGCCGCCAGUUCUCCCCGGCCUCCGCUCUCUCUGCCGGUGCUCCUCUCCUCCAGCUCAGGCGCCCGGCCGAGCGCCCCUUAUUCCGCAAUGUCGCCGAAUCGUGCCCCUGCUCCUUUUUGUCCAUGGCUCUGCUCGUCCUCCACCUCAGGGCUUGUUCGGUUAUUCCUACAUCAUAUGGAUUGGAUGGGAUUGGAAAAUUUUAGUAGACAAUAUGACUUGCUAUGGAUUUAAACUCACUCAAUCCCCUCCAACCCACAUGGAUUGAGAUGAAACCGAACAAGCCCUCAAGUUGCGCCCUGGGAUUUGCCCAAAACCUCAAUCGCCUCGACGCCAGUUCCCAGCUUCUACUCAAACGGCUUCAGGCUCGGACCGCGCCCUCCUCAGCCGGCGCUCAUCUUCCACGGCACUCAGUUUGCCCAGCUCCUCUCCCAUGGCCGCCCCCUCCCGCAGCUUCAUCUUCAGCCGCUCAGUUCCCUGGUGCGCGUGUUCCUGCUCCUUUCCACACCGCGCGACUGCAGACCGAGGAGCAAUCCGCGCCAGGUGCGUGCUCCAGGCCAGCGGCGCAGGUCUGGCCGUGGUGGUCAGCACGUUGGCUGUCCAGCCAUGUGGAGACGUGCGGUGGUGAGCAGGGCGUUCUUCCAUUGAUUUCCUGCUCGGCUCCCUCCCUGCUUCUCUUUCUCUCCCUCGGAUUUGUCAGCGGCCUCUGCUCGAAUUUUGUGUGCGCGAGCUCACCGUGGAGCUCCUCUACUUCCCAUGGUGCUCGCCCUCAAGCUCGCUCCUGUGCUCGUGCCCAGCCGAAGUUCCCUGUGUGCGCGCCCUGGUGUCCAUACGUUGCUGCGUGCGCGUGCUCGCCGGCCAUCUCCAGCUCUCUCAAGGCGCGCGCGAAGCUUUCCUAUUGGCCGCGCGCCGCUCCUUUUUUUUCUUGUAGCCGUGCGCGCGAAACUGCUGUCGCCGCAGCCCAUCUCCCUGAGUCCGUGCACGCGCGUCUCUGGCCCCAAUUUGGAGCUCGUCGGCCGCUCCUGAUGUAGCUGAGGUGCCCGAUCUUUCGGCGAGUAGAGAUAAUUCCGAUUUAGCAGAAGAUGACCCUUUCGAUCUGACUACGACGAGCAAACCUGAGGCGCCAAUGCAAUCGCUGAACUAACUCCCUGUAGUUACCGACCUUGCUGAUGCGAGAUCGGCCUGAUCACGAAGAUCGUUUCCUGUGUGUAAUCGAAGAACGAAGAAGAAAAAUAUGCGAGCAAUCUAAUCUAUUACUCAAGGGUAGAGUUAUGAAUACACGAAGACAGCGCAGAUUUGCGCGUGUUCGAG